This is a messenger RNA of Hippocampus comes (tiger tail seahorse), 976 nucleotides long. Its product is annotated as centrosomal protein of 55 kDa-like. The transcript has 7 exons. The record is from RefSeq and is a predicted model, not a curated record. The coding region runs from base 115 to 813 and encodes 232 amino acids. Gene Ontology annotation, cellular component: midbody. Lineage: Eukaryota; Metazoa; Chordata; Actinopteri; Syngnathiformes; Syngnathidae. Gene Ontology annotation, biological process: mitotic cytokinesis; establishment of protein localization; regulation of phosphatidylinositol 3-kinase/protein kinase B signal transduction.
AUUUUCUCUCACCUUCGCCCGCAGAGGUCGAUAAAAUUGACCCUAACUCCACACAGCAUUAAAUCCCUUGUAUUUUGUGACAGGAGGAGGUUCAAUCUGGAGGAGUGGACCGUCAUGUCUACGACACAGGGCAACACUUCAAAUGAACAUUACUCCAGUGAUGUUGCAGAGCUCCAAAAGACUCUCAAAGAUGCCUUGGCCAAGAACCAGCAGUGGCUGGCUUACAACCAGCAGCGAGAGGCCUACGUGAGGACAGUCGUGGACAGAAUGCUGUGGCUGGACAACCAGCUGGACCAGGCCGUCCGGGCCCAGUUGACACAGCACAAUAAGGAGCAUUCAGAGGCAGAGGAGAGAAUGAGGGAGAUGAAGGAGCAUUUUGAAAGCCUGCUGGUGAUUGGUCGAGACAACCUGCUGAUAGUCAAGCAGCGGCUCGACGUCACCCUCCAGGACCUGGCAGAAACUAAAAAUAGGGUUGAGGAAAAAGAGAUGGAGGCCAGUGAGCUCAAGCAGCAGCUUCGGCGUUGCUCCAAGGAGAAAGAACUGUUGAUGAACGAGAUAAUAGUGCUCCACGGGAGACUGGGCGAGGAGAAGCGUUUCGCCAAAUUGGAGCGGCAGAGAAAGCAGCAGGAGGAAGACUACGAGGAGGAGGAGGAGGAGGAUGAAGAACCCGUCUACGAAGAAAUGAGACCCUGUCGCCCCUCCGGUGAAAGCAUCUUGGACGCAAGCACCCUGCACUGCCCCAUCUGUCGGAUCCAGUGUCCUGUCAGUCAGUACCGGCAGAUGAUGGACCACCUGGAAGUCUGCAUGAAUUGAGCUGAACCUCAAACAUCCUGAGGUCUGCAAGAUCUUCAACGUUGUGAGUUGUUCGCUCGCUUGAGUUGUUCCGGUUUUAAAUAAGCACCCGAGAUCUUUUCAUGUUCUUUUCAUGUUCUUGUGCUUUGAUUGUCAUUUAAAAAAAAAAUGAAAUGAAAUAAAA